UCCUGGCACUACUGGUUUUCCUGCCCUGGCGUCAGCCGCAAUGGCAAAGCCAGCACCCCAAGCAUUCGUGUACCGGAUCAGCACGGCCGAUGAGUGGGCGGAGCUUCAGCGCACGGGCGCCACCCUCGGCGGCGACCUCGACCGUUCCACCGCCUGCAUCCACCUCAGCGACCUAAGCCAGGUGAAGAUGACACUAAAGAACUUCUUUCUUGGAAGGAAUGAUCUAUACCUACUACAAAUUGACACUUCCAAGCUUGCAGAUGGGUUAAUUUAUGAGUCAAGUGAUGAUAAUAACUACUUUCCUCAUUUCUAUGGCCCUGGUGGGAGCUUCGUACCUCUUCACCUAGAUGCUGUUGUCAAGGCGGACAGAAUAGAGAUUGUAAACAAUGAUUUUACCUGCAGUCUACUUGAUGGAAGUGAUCUCUCAUGCUGAUUCAUGGAGUUUCACCCUUGUCUUAGCAAUGUUCAUUCUUUCUUUAUAGGUACUAUGAGGUUGCCAUUCUCGGUGACAAUUUUUUCAGAAGUCACUCUUCCUCUCCAUGAUCAGACCCUGCUUCUUCCCAUCCAUCAGCAACUCGGUCUAGCCUCCUCCAGCAUUUCUGAUCCAUGUGAAUCCCUUUCACAGUACUUGUGUUCCAACUUUGCCUCCACUGGCCGUCAUGCCGGGCCAUCUAUUGGCAGCAUGACCGAUUGAUCAAGCUUGCAAGCCUUUCAUAACCGCAUUUGGAAUUGCCUCUUCCCAUCUGAGUGCCCCACACUGCCUACUUUCUAAGGGCUAAUAGUGUGCCUUUUAUUUGGGGAUUUGUCAGUUGAUAUUCAUGCUUUUGUCCCUGCUAAGUUGCAUCUUAGCUCGAGCAAUUCUUUUUUACGAAGUGUUUAAUGGAAAUGCUAUGCUGAGAAUUGUUUGGUA
This is a messenger RNA of Phragmites australis (common reed), 910 nucleotides long. RefSeq lists its product as uncharacterized. The record is from RefSeq and is a predicted model, not a curated record. NCBI's taxonomy places the organism in Eukaryota, Viridiplantae, Streptophyta, Magnoliopsida, Poales, Poaceae. The transcript is spliced from 4 exons. Bases 41 to 433 code for a protein of 130 amino acids.